This is a messenger RNA of Petromyzon marinus (sea lamprey), 1498 nucleotides long. Lineage: Eukaryota; Metazoa; Chordata; Hyperoartia; Petromyzontiformes; Petromyzontidae. The record is from RefSeq and is a predicted model, not a curated record.
UAUUACGAUAUAUCAACGACGAUGAUGACGAUGAUGAAGGCGUCUUGAAGUUCUAUUAUCUCUCUCUCAUCUCUCUCUCUCCUCUCUCUCCUCUUUCUCUCUCGCGAUGGCUACCAACCUCACCGCGGCGUUCCGCGCCUCCGUCAAGGCGAUUCGCUCUCGCGAGCGGGCCCUGCUCGCCCACGCGGAGCCCGCCGGGGGGCCUCCUGAGGAGGCGGCGGCGGCGGCGGCGGCGGCUCAGGCAAAGGGGGAGGCUUCACUCCUCGCGCGGGGUAGGCCGCGCGGAGACUUCGCUGUCAGGGCGAGAGACGUGGCUGGGAACAUUACCAAGCUUCGAGACUUCCUGAUGCAACAUCGCAAGGCGUAUCUCAGCGCUAACAGCUUGGUGACCGAUGGCAAGCCGGACUCCAUGACGGAUGCCGACCGCGACAACAUCGACAGGGAUGCACAAACGUACAUGCGGACUUGUGCUGAGUCCAUCCACGCUCUCAAAGUCCACGCUGAGAGCCAGGUGAGCCUGGUCCAGGCUCGGCUGCACCGGCAGGCGGUGCUGGGACUCCUCGAGUCCUACCUCAGAGCUGUGUGCAGGAUCUACUCGGAGCAGCGAGCCAUCCGAGUGAAGCGAGUGGUGGAUCGUAAACGCCUGGAGAGGCUGGAGCCGGAUUGUGCGGAGCGGACGACAGCGAGGAGGAGGAGGAGGGGGAGUUUGAGGAGUCCAUCGCCACCUCCACUACCGACUCGCCCCAACGGAGAGGCGGUGGACACCUCAGGAGGGGUGACCCACGCAGAGGACACGUCCACCUCCUCCACCUCGUCCGCCACCACCUCGUCCACCGCGACCUCCUCCAUGUCCACCGCUGGGCGGGUUCAGGGAGUGUUCCCCGUGGAGAGUGGUGAGCUGUCAGCCUACGAUGACGGAGAUCUCACGGCGGAGGAGAUCCAGAUGUUCCACAGGGAGAACGACCGUCUUCUGGAGGAGAUGAGCAGCCUCAUGGGUGAAGUACGGCAAAUCGAGGGUAAGGUGGUGGAGAUUUCCAGACUCCAGGAGAUAUUCACGGACAAAGUUCUACAGCAGGAGAGAGACAUUGACCUGGUCCACUCCACGGUCGUGGGAACAACGGAAAACAUCAAGGAGGGCAAUGAGGAGAUACGUGAGGCGAUGAAGAACAACGCUGGUUUCCGUGUCUGGAUUCUCUUCUUCCUCACCAUGUGCUCCUUCUCGCUCCUGUUCCUCGACUGGUACGGGGGAUAGCCACCGCCACCGUCCCUGUGGCUGUGCGUGCACCGUGCCUGGCACCGAGCCGGCCGGCACCGUGGACGCUUGCCGGCCCAGCGCGCACCGCGCCUGGCACGGGGAGGAUUGAGGAGUCGGGACUGCGGAAGUCCUCUUAAGCGACCAGCACAACAACUACUACCACAACUACUAUCACUACUACUACAACUACCACAGCAACUACUAUCACAACUACUAUCACUACUACAACUACUACCACAACAA